GCGGACGGCAGUAGACCGCAGCGUUGAGAUGCAGAAGAUUAUAUUAAUUUUUUUUAAAUAAUUCAUUAAACAACGACAAGCAUUCACAAAGCAAGCAAAGAAUGCAGUGGAUCAAAAUCUCAUGUAUUUUAUGCAUGUUUGGAUGUUUUAAGGACUUUCGGCCUUCUGAAUCAUUUAUAACCGAUUACUUAACUGGACCAUGGAAGAAUUUCACAAAGGAGGAAGUAAAUCAAGAUAUUUUUCCUGUGUCCACGUACAGUUACUUAGCAACGCUGAUACUUGUCUUCUUGAUAACAGAUUUUGUUAGAUACAAACCAAUCAUUGUAUUAUGUGGUCUUUCUGGUGUCGUCACGUUCUUUAUGAUUAUACUCGGCAAAACUGUGAUAGUAUUCCAGAUUAUAGAAUUCUUUUACGGCAUGUUUAUGUCAACAGAAGUGGCUUAUUAUACUUACAUAUAUGCCAAAGUAGAUAAAAAACAUUAUCAAGAAGUAACAGGACAUACUAAAGCGGCCGUAUUAUUUGGUCGUAGUAUGUCUGGUAUUGUAGCACAAUUAACAGCUUCCUUCGAAUUAUUAAACUAUCAUCAGCUCAAUUUUAUAACUCUUUCAGCUAAUAUUUUUGCAACGAUCUGGGCGCUCUUCUUGCCUCCUGUAGAUCAGUCGAUGUAUUUUCAUCGCACCAGCGUUUCUGAGGAAGAACAAGGAAAAGACACUCUCGAUUAUCACUCGCAACAUUCCAGCAAUUUGCAAGAAUCAUCCACUGUCGAGAAUGGCGAAACAAAGCAUUGUUUCAUGGUAUCAGGCACACGGGUGCUUCGCAAGAUCAGAAACGCGUAUGCGUUGUUGUGGAAACAUUUCAUCCAGGCUUAUACCAAUUAUCGCGUGGCCAAGUGGUCGGUCUGGUGGGCAUUGGCUACCUGCGGCUACUUGCAGGUCGUCAGCUACAUUCAACUACUAUGGCAAACUGCGGUGAUGCCAGGCGACAUGAUCUACAACGGUGCCGUGGAUUUUGUCUACGCAAUCGUCGGUGCAGUGACCGUAUUUUAUGUAGGGAAGAUACAGUUAAAUUGGACCCUAUUAGGAGACAUGACGUUGUCUAUUUUUUCGCUCUUGGAAGGCGGUAUGUUAUUAGGAUUCUCUUACAGCUACAACAUUUGGCUUCUGUAUUUCGGCUACGUCAUAUUCGGUGUAAUUUACCACACCAUGGUUACUGUUGCAAGCUUCGAAGUCGCCAAGUGUAUAUCUGAGGAUAGUUAUGGCCUUGUGUUCGGCGUAAAUACAUUCUUCGCGUUAUUAACGCAAAGUUUGUUGACGCUUGUGGUUGUUAAUACACUUAAGCUAAAUAUUAAACAGCAGUUUUUUGUCUACGGCAGCUACUUCCUAAUUUUAACUGUGAUAUAUAUUGUGAUGGGUAUCAUCAAUAUCGUGCAAUAUUAUCGAAGUGGCGCAAAAUUCCACGUGUGGAUCAGAGAUGACGAUAAAUCUCUAUCCAGUUAUACGAGUACGUUGAAUCGUCUAAACCCGAGCACGAUAGCAGUUGAAACAAAUACAUAUUAGAUCA
Molecule: messenger RNA, 1560 nt
Organism: Trachymyrmex septentrionalis
Lineage: Eukaryota; Metazoa; Arthropoda; Insecta; Hymenoptera; Formicidae
Product: thiamine transporter 2-like
Exons: 7
Coding region: 102-1556 (484 amino acids)
Biological process (GO): vitamin transport; transmembrane transport
Cellular component (GO): plasma membrane
Molecular function (GO): vitamin transmembrane transporter activity
Source: RefSeq, a predicted model, not a curated record